Aspergillus puulaauensis is the source of this 1461-nucleotide messenger RNA. RefSeq lists its product as uncharacterized. The record is from RefSeq and is a predicted model, not a curated record. Gene Ontology annotation, molecular function: poly(ADP-ribose) glycohydrolase activity. Gene Ontology annotation, biological process: ATP generation from poly-ADP-D-ribose; nucleotide-sugar metabolic process; regulation of DNA repair. The coding region runs from base 1 to 1461 and encodes 486 amino acids. The transcript has a single exon. Gene Ontology annotation, cellular component: nucleus; cytoplasm. Lineage: Eukaryota; Fungi; Ascomycota; Eurotiomycetes; Eurotiales; Aspergillaceae.
AUGACGCCCAAAUUUGUCCUCCCAUCUUCUGCGAGCCUUCGACGAGUAGACAGAUUCUGUCUGGUUGACUAUAAUGACGACGAAGUGCCGUUCUGGGACCUUCUUACGGCCAUUCUUAGAAGCGAGCUGGCCCCGAUCAAAGAUAUUCCCUCCCUUUUAGAGGCCCUUGAGAUGAUUGCGGUUACUCUGAGAGGAACAGCAGCUGGUGUGGACUUUUCCCUGCUUCAAGAGUUCAUGUCUCGGCGCUAUAUUGACAACUGUGCCCCGAACUUCUUCCGUGAUAUCUGGCCUGUUGUGGUGGACCUGGCACUUGAAAUGCCGAAUCUGUUUCCAGAAGGGUUACUGCCAUCGCUAUCGUCCACUGGGAUCACACAGAUCGUCUUCUCACGCAAGCAGGUGGCUUGUCUGGUCAUCCAUCAAUUCCUGUGCUCGUUGCCACCGCAUCCCUGGUCUACAGAGUCCUUUGUUGAUCUGAGUCCUUGGUAUUCUAUAGCCAGCAAUGUUCACCGAGGCGCCGUGGAUGCAUACCUUACUGCGCUGUUCACUUACUUUGAACGAAUAGUCAGUUACGCCAAGGAAAACACACAAACUGCCCACUUUGAAACAAACGAGUGGCCCAUUACCUUUAGCAUGCGAACAAUGACAAAUGAAGAUAUACAUCGGAUACAGGGUGAUCAAGCCAAAGGAACCGUGCUAUCGGCCACCCGUGUCGAGGUUGUUAACCUCCCAGAGUCGCAGACAACACCACGUUUGCUCGGGCUUUCCGAUGGAGCAUGCGUAAUUGCUGCAAAUAAAUGCUUUGGAUACGGCCCUUCGGGUACCCAGGAGGAGCUGCAUGUGGGCGCUACUCCAGAGGCAUAUCCAGCUGUACUCCUGGCACCUCCGCUCUCCGACCAGCAGGUGUUGAUCUGUCGGGGCGCUGAGGCAAUGGUGUCCAUCACUGGAUAUGGUCGUGAUGCGAGGCUUGGUGAUGUCCUCCAAGGGUCAGUCGCCAACUCUGAUGGCAUGAGGUGGAACAGUCGGACUAUGUUGUUUAUGGACGCACUCGAGCUGGACACCCUCCCAGUGGAAGGAGGCUGUCCUAUCCCCGACAUUUGCCCUUCACCUCGUCUAUCUCGAGAGAUGGUUCUGAAAGCAUAUAAUGCAUUCAGCAGUGACACCUACACUCACAUAGUUAGUGGUCUCUGGGGUUGCGGCGCUUUUGGCGGGAACAAGUAUAUAAAGUGUAUUCUGCAAUGGUGUGCGGCAGCCCUGGCAGGAGUCCCGGAGCUGAGAUUUAUUUUUUCUACACCGGAGCAGCACAGAUUUGGAAAGGAACUUGCUCAGUUGUCAACGGAGCUACGUGUCGAUCGUGCGUCGGUCCAUCGAAUGGUCGAUAUAUUGGUGGACCUGAAAGACGCGGCCCAUGCUGUUGGACCCGAGGGCGUCUUUAGAUAUAUCAAGGAGAGGAUCUCUCAGUAG